Messenger RNA from Spinacia oleracea (spinach), 1095 nucleotides. RefSeq lists its product as uncharacterized. Gene Ontology annotation, cellular component: GID complex. Lineage: Eukaryota; Viridiplantae; Streptophyta; Magnoliopsida; Caryophyllales; Amaranthaceae. The transcript is spliced from 8 exons. Bases 172 to 816 code for a protein of 214 amino acids. The record is from RefSeq and is a predicted model, not a curated record. Gene Ontology annotation, biological process: protein catabolic process in the vacuole; proteasome-mediated ubiquitin-dependent protein catabolic process; negative regulation of gluconeogenesis.
GAACAUGUAGUGAGAUGAAAAAAACAUUUUAGAUUAGAUAAAUUUUAGGGAUAAUACAAGAACACUUAUUUUGAUGUGAUUCGAUUGAUUCCCUUUCCAUUUAACAAACCAAACGCCCCAAAACAUUUCCCUGUGCUCAAUCGUACUCCGGCAAGUUUACCUUCUUGAAGGAUGCCUGUGAGAGUUUCGGAAAAUUCUGCACCUUCACAAAUCUCAGGUUCAUGUUCUGGGCACACCUCACCUCCACCUUGCACCCUACUUAGUGUUGGGCAGGCAUUUUCUGGAACUCAAAAUGUUUCCAGUGUACAAAAGGAUGAAGCUUGGAGAGUUAAUGUACGUAUACAAGGUUGUGACCUAGACCAUGGAUACUUAUGUGGCACAAUGGAGGCUCUUAAUGUUCCAAUGGCAGAUACACCGGUGGUUACUUUUUGGGAGGGGGAAAUUGUUGAUACCAAGAAUUAUACUUUCUUCACUGGAAAAUGGGAGGCAACGCCUGAGGAUGAUGUUAGACACUGGACAAAGUUUCCGUCCUUUGCACCCCUUCUGAGUCAAGUGGAGGCUGAUGGUGGCAAGUCACUGGACUUAAGUAACUAUCCAUACAUUUUUAUGAGAUGGAAGGAACAGUAUUUUGUAAAUGUCGGUACAGACUGUGGCUUAACAAUAGCGGGAUUCUAUUAUGUGUGCUUCUCGUGUAGUGAUGGCUCCAUCAAUGGCUUUUAUUACGAUCCUAAUAGCAGUCCUUUUCAGAAGCUUGAGCUAAAAUCUAGUAAUGAAGGAAGAUCUGGCUUCAGCUUUUCGUCAUAUGAAUUGCAAUGAGGAAUUUGUAAUCAGUAUCAUGAAAGUGAAUGUUGAUCAACCGAAAGAUAACUCCAAGUGCGAGUUUAGAAGUAGACUUGUGAAAUUAGGGGACGUUUGGUUGUAACUUGUAAGUCGAUGUUGUAAGUGCCCCUAUUUUGGUCACAUUCACGUUCACUUGUAUUAAAAUUAUGAUUAAAAAUGGCACUGAAUUGAAACCCACAUAAUUCCAGUACCGUUAGUUUACUGAAUAGAAGGGUAAUAUUCUGGUAAUAAGAAAAAUAAUGUGUUGAGAAGGAA